Messenger RNA from Triticum aestivum (bread wheat), 1852 nucleotides. RefSeq lists its product as uncharacterized. The coding region runs from base 710 to 1660 and encodes 316 amino acids. Gene Ontology annotation, biological process: defense response to other organism. Lineage: Eukaryota; Viridiplantae; Streptophyta; Magnoliopsida; Poales; Poaceae. The record is from RefSeq and is a predicted model, not a curated record. Gene Ontology annotation, molecular function: ADP binding. The transcript is spliced from 2 exons.
GGACGAACUGUUUUGGCGACUACGACAUCGUAGAGUGAUUUCUGUGUGUGGGGCUGGAGGUGACACAUCAACUGUUGGGUUUAGUCCCACAUCGGUUGUGGGGGGAGACAUAACACGAUUUAUAAGGGUAGGGGUGUCCCCUCCUAACAGGCUAGUCUUUUGGGGGGAGAGGGCCCAAGGCCUGUCAUAAGUCGGUGUUGCUCUCCGGUUGGGCCUGGUUGACGCAUGUGGGUCGGAAACGCUGGUGUAGCGGACCCGGAAUUGCGUAACAAGUGGUAUCGGAGCCCAGGUGCCCGGAAUGAAUCUCGGUAGACUCACGGGUGGUCGGUCAUGGUUGGUGGGCUGGAAACGCUGGUGUUAGCGGGCCCAUGGAUGACCGAUGUGUGAGGGGGAGAUUGUUGGGUUUAGUCCCACAUCGGUUGUGGGGGGAGACAUAACACGAUUUAUAAGGGCAGGGGUGUCCCCUCCUAACAGGCUAGUCUUUUGGGGGGAGAGGGCCCAAGGCCUGUCAUAAGUCGGUGUUGCUCUCCGGUUGGGCCUGGUUGACGCAUGUGGGUCGGAAACGCUGGUGUAGCGGACCCGAAAUUGCGUAACAUCAACUCUCUUAAAAAAAAGUGUACAACGGCAUAAAGCAUCAGCUUUUGGGAUUCAGGGAGGUUGGAAAAUUGACUAUUACGUAUGGGUGGACGUACCCCAUCCAUUCAAUGAGAUGGAAUUUAUGCGCUUGUUCAAGGGAUUGUUUCCGGAUCUGGAUGGCUACGAAGAUGCGGAUGAAGGGCCCGCUGAAAAAAAAUGCAUUUUCUUUAUAAACGGUCUGCAAUCCGCGGAGCAGUGGGAGUUUAUAAAACUCUUCGUGGAGGGGAAUACUGAGAGUCGUAUCAUCCUUAUUGCAAAUGAAGAAAAUGUCUCCAACCACUUUGUAGAACAUCUGGAAGCCAACAACGCUGUUCAUCCCUUGACCAAGGCCUCUGACUACUAUGGAUAUGGAGAUAACAAGGUGGCUUCUCGAAGUAUCUUUUUGUCCAACAGAAUGGAAGUGAGUCGUAUAUUCGUGGAUUCUCAACAGGACGUGGCUGGUACGAUAUGGCGUACUCUAGAUGGUACUGGGGUCAGCUCGGUAUGGGGCAUUGCUGGUGUUGGGAAAUCAACUCUCGUGAAAGUCAGAUACCAAGACCUCAAGAAAGAUUCGCGUUGGUCUAGAAACCUUUACUUGGAAAGGUUUGCAUGGGUCGAUGUGCCGGCUGGUCCAUUUGAUUUGGUGGAAUUUUCUCGGCUCUUACUUCUGGAUUUCCAUCACUGUGAUCUUGAGGCCAUGGAAGCUGCAGCAAUUGGUAUUAUGCAGGGUCAGGACCCAAUUCAAGGGUGCCGUGAAAUUCUGCGUCAAGACGGGUAUCUCGUCAUUAUUGAUGGUCUGCGGUCCACACAUGACUGGGACUUGAUCGAAACUGUGUUUUUAUCCCAGCCUACUAAAAAAGCCAAAAUAGUUGUCAUCACAACUGAAGAAAGCAUCGCCAAACAUUGUGUCAAGCCGCAGGCAAAUGAAGUGAUCAAUGUCAAAUGUCUAGAGGAUGCCGAUGCCUGUCUUAUCUUCAACAAGGUACGUUUAAUUGCUCUGAAGCACUGCUCUAUUUCAAGCAAUUUUGUAUUAAUUUUUUUCUAGAAAAUAGGGGUCUUUUUUCUAGCGGAGUUCAGAUACAUACAUGAUACAGCUAUGUCGCACAAUUCUUCGACCAAAUGUCCAUGAAUACAAAAUGUGGUGUGCUUCAGUACACCCACUUAAAAUUCCCCUAGAAGGUUAAUUAGUACAUCCUUAAUUAUCUAAAACUUAUCAAGAUUUCGAUUAAUAAUUAAG